Messenger RNA from Papilio machaon (common yellow swallowtail), 841 nucleotides. RefSeq lists its product as uncharacterized. Bases 62 to 841 code for a protein of 259 amino acids. NCBI's taxonomy places the organism in Eukaryota, Metazoa, Arthropoda, Insecta, Lepidoptera, Papilionidae. Gene Ontology annotation, cellular component: nucleus. The record is from RefSeq and is a predicted model, not a curated record. The transcript is spliced from 4 exons.
CGAAUUGUUUGUUUUUUCGAUUUAAAAGAUUUUAUAAGUAUCAACUUACAGUUAAACUAAAAUGACUUCUGUUACCAAAGCCGCACCGAUGACGAGAGAUGAGACCAAGUUGUUAGUACAGCUUGUAGCAGCUAACACUGUUAUUAUGAGUAAAGCAACAAAUGCUGUUACUAAUAAAAUAAAAGACGAGGCUUGGCAGUCACUUGCAAGCGAAUUUAAUUCUGCCAUCUCUUCUUUUCCACGAACAACGAAUCAACUUCGUUUGAAGUGGGAAAACUUAAAAAAAUCUGCUCGCAAACGUUGUGCAAGCAUGAGAAGCAGCCUUAAUAAGACUGGGGGCGGCAAGGAUUAUUUCCCACCUGACGAAGUUUUAGAUCAAGUCAUGACACUACUGGGCAACACAUGUACAGGGUUCACAGUAGAGUUCGGUGGCGAUGCUGUUGAAAUAGAUAGUGUUGUGUCACCUGACGAUGUGGAAAAUUUAUGCAUUGAUUCUCUUAUUGCUAAUAAAGAAGGUGAUGAUGGUAUUGGUGGUGGUAUUGUAGUUAGUGGUGAAGGUGUACAUUCUUCUGAGAAAGAAUUAAACAUUUUACUAAAAACACCCACUGAAAAGAAGAGUUUUUACUUUGGUAAAGCUAGUGGUAAAGCAACAUUAGGCAAGCGAAAAUUCAAAUUGAAUGAGGACCUAUCAAAAGCCAGGGUGCAAAGAGAAAAUGCUCUAACAGAAUAUUUACAAGCGAAGAAAAAAAAAAUUGACAUUGAAACUGAAAAUGCCCAAUUAAUGUUAGAAAAUACCAAAUUACAAAAUUUGAAGUUGAGGAAAGAGUUAGGUUUAGAUUAG